Molecule: messenger RNA, 1513 nt
Organism: Telopea speciosissima
Lineage: Eukaryota; Viridiplantae; Streptophyta; Magnoliopsida; Proteales; Proteaceae
Product: xyloglucan 6-xylosyltransferase 2-like
Exons: 2
Coding region: 124-1497 (457 amino acids)
Biological process (GO): xyloglucan biosynthetic process
Cellular component (GO): endosome; membrane; trans-Golgi network
Molecular function (GO): xyloglucan 6-xylosyltransferase activity; UDP-xylosyltransferase activity; hexosyltransferase activity
Source: RefSeq, a predicted model, not a curated record
UAUGGUAGAGGUCAACUCUUAAUCUGUUUCUUCUUGAGGUUAGGGUUUUCGAUCUGAUUUUGAGAGAGAUAGGCGCUGAAGGCUAAGAAGAAGAUCUUGAUCGGGAAAAAAGAAACAAACACAAUGCUGGAUCGCUGCUUUGGAGCUCGUCGUAUUCGACAGAUCCAGCGAACUUUUCGGCAUGGUAAGAUCACCAUUCUUUGCCUGUUCCUAACUGUUCUUGUUCUUCGCGGCUACUUAGGCGCUGGCAAAUUCGGCACUCCGGAACAGGAUUUUAAGGAGAUAAAGGAUCAUCUUCACUUCCGCAAGCGUGCUGAGCCUCACCGUGUUCUUGAAGAAGCCCAGACUACAACUACGGAAACGACGGAGAACAACAACAACAACAACAACUACGGUACCUUUGAUCCGACCAAGAUAGCGGUCGAUGAGGAAGGAGACGACGAGAAGCCUGAUCCCAACAAGCCCUACAGUCUUGGCCCCAAGAUCUCUGAUUGGGACGAGCAGCGAACGAAAUGGCUUGCGGAUAACCCUAAUUUCCCCAAUUUCAUUGCUCCCAACAAGCCUAGGGUUCUGCUCGUUACAGGGUCUUCGCCUAAACCAUGUGAGAAUCCAAUCGGUGAUCAUUACCUCUUGAAGUCGAUCAAGAACAAGAUCGAUUACUGCCGUCUCCACGCAAUCGAGAUAUUUUACAACAUGGCGCUUCUUGAUGCCGAGAUGGCGGGUUUCUGGGCGAAGCUUCCUUUGAUUCGUAAGCUCUUGCUGUCUCAUCCGGAGAUUGAAUUUCUGUGGUGGAUGGAUAGUGACGCAAUGUUUACCGAUAUGGCAUUCGAGGUUCCCUGGGAACGAUACAAAGAUCACAAUUUUGUGAUGCACGGUUGGAAGGAGAUGAUCUACGACGAAAAGAACUGGAUUGGGCUGAACACGGGAAGUUUCCUGCUUAGGAACUGUCAGUGGUCUCUCGACAUGCUUGACGCUUGGUCUCCCAUGGGUCCGAAAGGGAAGAUCAGAGACGAUGCUGGAAAGAUCCUCACUAGAGAGCUCAAGGGCCGGCCUGUUUUCGAGGCUGACGAUCAGUCCGCCAUGGUUUACCUCCUCAUCACGCAGAGGGACAAGUGGGGCGACAAGGUAUAUCUCGAGAAUGCUUAUUACUUGCAUGGAUAUUGGGGGAUUUUGGUCGAUAAAUACGAGGAGAUGAUAGAGAACUAUCACCCAGGACUGGGCGAUCAUCGAUGGCCCUUGGUUACUCACUUUGUGGGUUGCAAGCCGUGUGGGAAAUUUGGGGAUUACUCUGUGGAGAGGUGCCUGAAGCAGAUGGAUCGAGCGUUCAAUUUUGGUGACAAUCAGAUUCUGCAGAUUUAUGGGUUCACCCACAAAUCGCUGGCUAGCCGUAGAGUGAAGAGGAUUCGGAACGACACGAGCAAUCCUCUCGAGGUCAAGGAUGAACUUGGUUUGCUUCAUCCCUCGUUCAAAGCUGUCAAGGUACCCGCUUCGUCUUGAGUUUGGAUCUUGAGAA